AUGCUGUUUACUUUAUUAUGGUUACCAAUACUUCCCGUACCAUCUUCAUCACCCUUUCAGUGCUACUCAUGUGGUGUAUUUUUGAGUGCUCCAACAGCAGCUUGUAAAGGUGAACCAAAAAAAAUAAACUGUACUGGAAGUAGAAUCCGGAAUGGUUGUAUUUCAGUUACCGCAUUAAACACGGACGGUUCAUAUUAUGUCGAAAAGCGAUGUGCGGAUUCCGAAGAGAGAAUGCUCAAAGAUGGCGAAUGUGUGAAUAUGAAUGUUUGGAAGUAA
Messenger RNA from Acanthocheilonema viteae, 276 nucleotides. Lineage: Eukaryota; Metazoa; Nematoda; Chromadorea; Rhabditida; Onchocercidae. The record is from the annotation of a GenBank genome assembly.